AUGGAUGAUGAGUACUCGUCAAGCUCCUCAGAGGAGACGGGGGAUGAAUUCAAGCCUUAUAAAAAAUCAAAACAGGAAUCCUCCUGUUCCGAAAGCUCAGAUGAUGGAGACCUAAAAGAAAAAAGUGUUCAACAGCAAAAAAUGGAGUUUUCGGAAGUUCUGGAAGCAGAUGGCAUUUGGAGGAGCGGUCCGUACUUCAUAAACUUUCGAAAGAAAGAAAUGGAAACAAUCGUCAAAUUGGGAGCCAGAACUUCAACAGACGUCUCCAACUUCGUUCUUCCAAAAUUUGAGAAAUCUGGUUCGAAAUUUGCUUCAUUUGAUGUGUCCAGUGGAAUAUACAAUGAUAGUUUGAAGUGGUCACGAAAGGAGAAAGGAAAACCAGUGAUUAAACCAAGAAAGAGAUUGAUUUCGUUGGCAGGAGAACAGUUCGAAGUGACAAGCUUUUGUUCUCCUCUCUGUUCUUCGUUCAAGAAAUAUGUAGAUAGCUUGAGUAAAAAGGUUCGAGAGGAGUUGGCCGGGAAGACGAUUAAGUCAGUUUUCGAGAAUCUGAAAAAGAUUCAUCCCGAAUUGACGAUUACUCCUCGCUCCUCCGAAUGCGUGCAACUUCUUCGACAUCUCCAUGCGGCUCGAUCCUCGCAGAAAUCGUUCGAUGAAUCAAGGAGAAGAUUUCACUCGUGGAAAUGGAACUGGAGGAGAGUCGAUCUACUAAGGGAUGUUGUCAAAUACGGAACUCAAGACGAACCGGCAGAUCGGGAACUCUUAGCAGCCUUGGCUCAUACAAGAUGGCUGAUGCUGUCCGUGGAAUCUGGCAAUCCACACCCAGAGAGUCUCGUUGACCUUCAUGAGCAAUUCGGAAGAGCCAACAUCUGCCGUGCCGCACUCGCUAGCUACGAUGGAAUGUACUUCCUUUUCAAGUGGAAUCAGAAAGAACAGAAAGGCUGA
Molecule: messenger RNA, 942 nt
Organism: Caenorhabditis remanei
Lineage: Eukaryota; Metazoa; Nematoda; Chromadorea; Rhabditida; Rhabditidae
Exons: 8
Coding region: 1-942 (313 amino acids)
Source: RefSeq, a predicted model, not a curated record